Messenger RNA from Platichthys flesus (European flounder), 3495 nucleotides. RefSeq names its product tetraspanin 15 (gene tspan15). The coding region runs from base 174 to 1067 and encodes 297 amino acids. Gene Ontology annotation, cellular component: membrane. NCBI's taxonomy places the organism in Eukaryota, Metazoa, Chordata, Actinopteri, Pleuronectiformes, Pleuronectidae. The record is from RefSeq and is a predicted model, not a curated record. The transcript is spliced from 8 exons.
UGUCUCCUUCCCAUAGUUAACGUCAGACCACAAACCUCCCAUCAUCCCUUCAUCCGGCCGUCGCGCGCUGCCAGGUGUGGACACCGGGGAGACAACGCGGAAGUGCUCAGUCAGCAGCAGCAGCCGCAGCAGCGUAGGAAGCCGCCGGCGUCCACUGAGCUCCGUCUAACAACAUGGCCAACAACGAGGAGAUACGAUACUGCCAUAAGUUCUCCUACAUCGUCCUCAAAUUCAUCCUGUUCGCGUAUUCCAUCGUCUGGUGGUUAACAGGUGGAUUUCUCCUUGCCAUUGGCAUCUAUGCUGAGGUGGAGAGACAACGUUUCAAGACGCUGGAGGGCAUGUUUUUGGCCCCAGCUGUAAUCCUGAUCGUCCUGGGAAUUAUCAUGUUUAUAGUCUCGUUGAUUGGAGUCUUGGCUUCACUGAGAGAUAAUCUAACUCUACUGAAAGUGUUCAUGUACACUCUGUCAGUUUGUCUGAUCCUGGAGCUGCUCGGAGGAAUCUUGGCGCUGGUCUUCCGCAACCAGACGGUGGGCUUACUGAACAAGAACAUCCGGAAGGGCAUAGUCAACUACUAUGAUGACCUGGACUUCAAAAAUAUCAUGGACUUUGUUCAGAAGAAGUUUAAGUGUUGCGGAGCUCAGGAGUACAAUGACUGGCAGUUCAACAUGUACCACAACUGUUCUGCACCUGGUCCAAUGGCCUGCGGUGUCCCGUAUACCUGCUGCCUUACUACUAAGCCUAAUGAAGUUGCCAACACUAUGUGUGGCUGCAAUGUGCUCAAACAAGAGCGUUUGGACUUGAUGGAAAUCAUUCACAUCAGAGGCUGCACUGAUGCUUUCUUCAUCUGGCUGUUAGACAACUAUAAGAUCAUGGCUGGACUGCUGUUAGGGAUCCUACUGCCGCAGUUCUUUGGUGUGAUAAUCAGCUGGCUGUACAUCACACGGGUUGAAGAUGCCAUCAGUGAGUAUGGUCACUACAUGGACGGGCUACUGGACCCGCAGGAGAGAUCAGCCAAGAGUCAGGGCCGUGUGUCCAAAUGGUUUAAGUGUAUGCCUGAGUACGACUGAUGGAGCUGAGCAGAGGGCAGCAAAUGGACUCCAGUCACCACUCACAGCUGGUUCAAGCACUGGAGUCGAUGCAGAGACUGUUGCAACCACUGCAGGAGUCUGCCUUCGAACUGCCGGCUCAACACCAGUGCACGUCAGCAUGUAGAAUGUCUUUUUUUUUAAUGGGAAGAAGGAAUUGUUUUGCAUCCGCAUUGUUUGGAAUUUAAUAUUCAUGUUGUUGUUUUCCAGUUUUACUGUAAAUUUGUGUGUAUAUAUCCCGAAAGUGAAUGGUUUUAAAUGACUUUGUUGACAUGCAGUGUACUGGUGCCUGAGAUGGGAAUAAGAGCUCAUUAAGUGAUGUGCUGCUCUGUGCCACAGAUAAUCUCAGGGAUAAACUCAGAAACCAACAUAACCAUUCUGCUCUUAGUGUUAUUAAAUAUUCUGAAAUUCAUCUGUUCACUAACUGUGUUCACUGAAAGUUUUCUACCACCAGUUAAACUAUGUGUGACGUCUUUAUACAAACUCUGCUCCUUUAAUACUGACACCACUGUUUACACUGCAACACCGUAGUGCUAAAUACACAUUGUCUGUCACCUGAAAGCAGGACUCCUUUCCUAAGUUGUAUAUUUGAACACACCCUGAGGUUUGAAAUGGAACUCUGCAUCAUACCCUGCCUGCAUAUUCCUCUUAAGAACCAUGAGUGCUCUCGGAACCCUUCAAGAUGUCUUAACAGUGGUUCCCUGCUGGAUGUUGAGAAAGAGCUCAACAUUAUACAUUGUGAGUUGAUUUAAAAGAGAUGGAUGCUAAUGUAGUGCCUUUGCCAUAACAAGACAGAAGCUCAGGGUUUAGUUAAGUUUCCCCAGAUGCUAUAUUUGCUGUUGGUGCUGAUUCGCAAAACGAAUAGAGUGCACACUUUGAGUGUCGACGUGAGGGGAGGAUUUUAGGGAAUAAGACGGAACGUGCUUUAAAAUGCAAAACCUUGUGACUUGUGACAUUCGACUUGAACCUCACAGUACGACACGUUCAAACUGGCUCUGUUCCCUGACACCUGACCAAUUAGAGGACUCAAACAACCGUAUAUAAGCUGUCUGAGUGCUACACUUCCAAACCCCCUCAUCACUACUUGCUCCUGCAAAAGUUACUUCAUUUGAAAAAGUGUUGCACUGAAAAUAAUCCAUGCAAUCAUUACAUUGUUCUCAAACAGAAUGAGAUGAGUAAUUCAUGGCAAAUCAGUAUCAUAUAUAUACUUUGAACCCGUAUGAAACAUAUGCCUUAGAACAUGUUACAACUUCCUGUAAGCUCCAGAGUGGUUUAAAUAUUUGACACAUAUUUGUCAUGACUUAUGUGAAUAAUGUGAAAUCGAUGUGCUUCUGAACUUAGGUUUGUUGUGAAGUUGCAAACUGAGACCAAAGAGCUCAUCCAACUUGAAGGGAAUUUUAAUUUCACAUCUCCCUGCCUUUUCCUCCCUUAAUGGCUGCACACGACUGCACCACCACCUCCUAAUGAUAUGUCUAAGACUUCACUUUCAUCACUGCUCAAACACAAUUACAAGCAUUUCAAGUUUAAAUGAUUGCUUUAUUUUAUUUUUUAAAUAGGACAUACAGAGGUUUACAUUGGAGCCCACUUUGCUUCUUAGGGUUGAGGGAGCGUUCUCACUUUAUUCCUAUUGGCAUAUUUAGCAUUUUAAGACCAAAUCUAAUAAUCCAGGUUAAUUUAACUGGUUAAUAAAGUUCAUACUCGACUGGCUGCAGAAAAAUAGUACAUUUCCAUGAAAGGAAAUUAACUGUAUUAACUAAAUUAACUUUUACUACCUGCUUCUCACAGUAAUAACCUGCUUCUCACUCAAUAAACAGUGAAAAGGAUUCAACACACUGUACUGAUUUCACUGUAGUGAGGCGGAAAUGUGUUUCAUGCUUUGUGAUAUAAUUAAUUUGUUAUUAAAAACUACUUCAUAAAACAAACACACAGUGCCUCAUUAAUGCAAAUGUGAUGAGUUAAAUGGAGCAUUUUCACUAUUUAAUGAGGCGUCAGACACAUUAAGCAGCCUCGCUCCUUUUCAACCUUUUCAGAAUCUUAUGCCAACUGUGUAAUACCUAUGACAAACGAAAGUCAUAGGUAUUAUGUAUUAUGUAACAUUUAGUGUGUGUAGCAUGAAAGACCAAAUAUUACAUUACAUAAAGAAUGUUUAAAAAUGAUACUUUAGUAACGAUUUUUAUGCAAUAACUACAGUCUAUUUCCACAGGGUCUAUACAUUAAUGUGCCAGUGUUUUCUUUUUAAAAGAAUAGAUGAAUACCAUUGCUGUAAUCGCGAUCUUUCAAAUUCUCGGAGAAGAAAAAGUUUGUUGUCAGAGUUGCACAAAACCACAUUUAUCGAAAGAAGUAUGUUGUCUAUACAUUUUGCCGUUUGUGGGGGAUGGUAAAUAAAAAGAUGUAAUUGUGUUGUAGAGGA